GAUGGAGGCCAGAAUGGUUGUUGACCUCCUUUACUGGCGAGACAUAAAGAAGACAGGAGUGGUGUUUGGUGCCAGCUUGUUCCUGCUGCUCUCAUUAACAGUGUUCAGCAUCGUGAGCGUGACAGCUUACAUUGCCUUGGCCCUGCUCUCGGUGACGAUCAGCUUUAGGAUAUACAAGGGAGUUAUCCAGGCAAUCCAGAAGUCCGAUGAAGGCCACCCGUUCAGGGCUUACUUGGAGUCUGAUGUAGCUGUGUCUGAAGAGCUUAUUCAGAAGUACAGUAACGUUGUGCUUGGUCACAUUAAUGGCACAGUCAAAGAGCUGAGACGUCUCUUCCUAGUUGAUGACUUAGUUGAUUCCCUGAAGUUUGCAGUGUUGAUGUGGGUGUUCACUUAUGUUGGUGCCUUGUUUAAUGGUCUGACAUUGCUGAUUCUGGCUUUGAUCUCGCUCUUCAGUGUUCCUGUUAUUUAUGAGAGACAUCAGGCCCAAAUUGACCAUUAUUUGGGACUCGUGAACAAGAAUGUCAAAGAUGCCAUGGCUAAGAUCCAAGCAAAGAUCCCUGGGUUGAAGCGCAAAACUGAGUAAAAAGCCUGAAGCAACUUAUCGAUAGGAAGUUCAUCUUUAAAGGGGGGAAAAAAAUUACUCAUUUGGAUUUACACGGGGAGGGUCAGGGAAUAGCAAACCCCUUGACAUUGCAGUGCAAUUUCACAGAUCUUUAUUUUUUAGCAACGCAGUGUUUGAGGAAAAACAGUAACUGUUUUGACUGCCAUGUGUUUCAUCAUCCUAAGUAUCGUAAGCUGCUAUGUAUGGAUCUAAACUAAUCAUCUUCCUCUAUCCUGUGUGCAGCAGCACUGGCUAACCCAAGAGUUGAAAGCUGUACAUUUUGCUUCGUCAGCGGUAGUCCCUGCGGCGUUCCCGGGUAGUGCGGGUGGAGCGGAGGCACUGCAGUGUGUGCACGGUGUAUGGUCUGUGUAGGUUGAUGCCCAUUUUCUAAACUGAGAUGUUUUAGAAGAAUUAUACCAUUUUAGCAAGUUUUGAAAACAAAUCUUGCCUUUUUGGUAUGAGUAUAGCUGUAUUGUGAUUUUAUUGUUUUAUCAAUUGCCAAUAUAUAUAUAAAUAUAUAUAUAUGUGUUUCACAAAGCUUAGAUCUUUCAGCUGCUCCACAGUGCUUUGUACUUCAGAGAAUUGACUGGUGGCUGGACUAGCUCUGCAGCACACAAGCUUGAAACCCAAACUGUCUGUGUAAACACUAGCCUCUGUUUAAAACAAACAGCGAGAGGGGGAUGAAGGAAGGAACCUCCACAUACACCUACAGAAAAAGACAAGCGUACACUUUGUGGCACAAACGUACAGUAGUUGGUUCUGAGCAAAUAAUUCUACAUCUCUCAAACUCUGAUAAUCUGUGGACUGAGUAUCUGAUGCUGCAAAUGUUGUUGGGAAACGUAAAACCUUGUUAUGCGAGAAGUAAGUGAGAAUUUCUACACUUGCAGUUUAAGCUGUAUUGAACUAAGUCUGUGGAAUGCAUUG
This is a messenger RNA of Nestor notabilis (Kea), 1525 nucleotides long. It is a transcript of the gene RTN4, whose product is annotated as reticulon 4. Gene Ontology annotation, biological process: neuron differentiation; brain development; endoplasmic reticulum tubular network formation. The transcript has 7 exons. The coding region runs from base 2 to 583 and encodes 193 amino acids. Gene Ontology annotation, cellular component: postsynaptic density; neuron projection. NCBI's taxonomy places the organism in Eukaryota, Metazoa, Chordata, Aves, Psittaciformes, Psittacidae. The record is from RefSeq and is a predicted model, not a curated record.